Molecule: messenger RNA, 3558 nt
Organism: Micromonas commoda
Lineage: Eukaryota; Viridiplantae; Chlorophyta; Mamiellophyceae; Mamiellales; Mamiellaceae
Exons: 1
Coding region: 1-3558 (1185 amino acids)
Biological process (GO): autophagy; vesicle-mediated transport; endosomal vesicle fusion
Cellular component (GO): membrane; cytoplasm
Source: RefSeq, a predicted model, not a curated record
AUGGGGCGACACGCGCUCCGCGCGGUGACGUCCGCGGACGUCGCCGCGCUCCUUCCACCCGCGCGCGAGCCCGGCGCCCGAUGCUUCACCGCCGCGUGCGUCGCACCGGGCGGAAACCGAUUCUACCUCGGAGACGACGAGGGCGCCGUCGUGGCGUGCCGAGUCGUCCGCGGGAUGGAGAACGCGGGCGGCGAGCUCGGCGCGAGCGUGCGCGUCGACGCCGUCGCGAACGUGGUGGACGACGACAUCGUCAACCACGCGCCCUUUGAGGACUCCGACGACGACGACGACGACGACGACGACGACGGUCGUGAGCUGUCGCUGCGCGUCAUGCAGCUCGAGUACCUCCCGUCGAUGCACGCGCUCGUCGCGCUCACGCCGAGACGGGGCGUGACGAUACACCACCUCUCUCAUCACGGGUCGAACGCGUCUGACGUGACGAUCCGCAGCGGGCGCGUCUCGGGAACGUCCGGCGCGGUCGCCUUCGCGCUCGACGCGUCCGGCGCGCAUCCGAGCUGCGUCGCCGUGUCCCGAGCAGGCAAGAACCGAUCCGUGACGUUUCGCGAGAUCGUCCGCCAAGACGACUACGAGCGCCAAAACCCAUCGUUUGGCGAUCGCCCGCGCCGGUUCAAACCUCGCGCCACCGCCGUGCCGUUCGGGAGAGACGUCCGCCUCGGCGCGGCGCACCCGGCGCUGUCGCUGACGUGGCACGCGGACGUGGCGAAGCUCGUGGUCGGCAACGGCCGGUGGUACCACCUCGUGGACGCGCGCGACGGCGCGUGCGCGGACGUCGUGCCGAUGAACUCGAUGGGAUCUGAUCGCCGCACGGAGUCUCUAGAAACAUCGAGAAGGUUUCCGACGACGUUUGCCAUCGUCGAAGGGGACGGGUCACGCGCGGUGGUGUGCGUGACGGGGACGCGCGCGGCGGUGGUGUCGCCGCUCGGAGAACCCGCGGGAAAAGCGCUUCGACUGGGCGGUGACUCACCGGGCGGUGACUCACCGGGCGGCGCGUACUCCCUGGCGUUCGCCGCGCCGUACCUCGUCGCCGCGCCCGUGCGUGGGUCGGCUCCCGCGGCGGUGUUCGACCGCGCCGUCUCAAACGGCGAGCACAUAGCGGAGGGAGUCGAACCCGUGCAGUUCCUCUCGCUGUUCGACGGCGCCGCGCGUGAUGGAACGACACACGUCGCCGGCGAGGGCGUCGCGGGGACGCUGGUGGCGUGCUCCGGGUCUUUGGUCGAGGUGUACGCGAAAGCGCCCGUGAUUGCGCAGGUGAAGGGCAUGCUGUCGACGCCGGGGUGGUGGGAGCCGGCGACGCGGCUGGCGGACGCGCAGCGCGAGGAUUUGGAUCAUUCUUGCGACGAACGCAACCGAGUGGCCUUGGACGAGGGUGCCGAGGGUGCCGAGGGUGCCGAGGAGGACACGUUCAGUUCGCCACCGCCGUGGAUCGUCGCGCACGCCGAGGCUGGCUUCUGCGCGGCGAGGGCGCUGGACUUUGCAUCGGCGUGCGUUCACUGGCGUCGAGCGGGUGAUAAAAUCGUGAGACCCGUGGAGGACGUGGCGAGGACGUUUCUGCCCAGGCUGCUUCCCCGGCCGCCGGAGGAGGAGACGGUUUCUUCUUCCGGGGUGGUUUCGCCCGAGGUUUCUUCUUUAGGGGUGGCGGCGUCGAGUCGGCAUGAGGGCGCCGGCAGUGUUCGAAGGAGGAGGUUUUGGAACCUGGCGCCGCCCCCCGCGGACUUGGACAGCUUGGUCUCGGCGACGAUGCGCGCGAUGGCGGCGGGGACGACGCGAGCCGCUCGCCGGAGCGUCGCGCCCAUCACGGGCGACGUCCGCACGGGCGGCGUCAUCACGGGCCCCAUCGCGCCCAUCGAUCCAAACGUGGUGCAUCCGAUCACGCAUCCGGCGCACACGCGUUGGGACACCGCAAAUCCAAAGAAGGACCGACCGAAUGAAUCCCUCGGGCCCGAGGAUUCGACCGGGGGUUCGACUUUCGACGAGACGCUCCUUCGCGCGAAGCGCGCGCUGUCGUCGUACCUCUCCGCGCACCGAACAAACGCGCCUGGGUUCGAGCUGAACACCGUGUGCCUCGCGCUUUGGGCGGAGUGCGGGGAAUGCGACGCUUUGGAACAAACGCUGGCGUCCUUCGCGAACGCGUUCGAAGUCGUCACCGGUGAACAGGGCGUUAAAAAAAACGCCAAAUCCCGCCCGUACGACGCGGACGUCGUCAAGGACGCGUGCAGGCGCAACUCCAGGUGGCACGCCCUGGCGAUUCUGCUCGAUACGCACGGGAGGCGGCCGCGGGGGGAACGCGACGAGACGGACGCGGUGGAGACGUGGCGCGCGCUCGCGAAUGGGGAGAAGAGGGAGGGGGGGGAUUUUACUUUUAUUUCGGGGGACGGGACGAGCAACGUAGGGGGUGCCGACCUACUAGGGGGUGCCGUGCGAAGGCUCGGCGCGCGAAGGGUCGGGUGCGACUUCGCGACGGCGGCGCUCGUUCGCGUCGCGGAUGAUUUCGCGAAUCGUCGGACGGAUGACGAAAUCCGGCUCUUCGCGGAACGACACCUGGCGUGGAUCGCCGACGCGAACCCCCGAAACGCGCUCGAGCUGCUCACGCACCCGCGAAUCGGCGCGUGCGUCCCUACACGCACGGCGCUUCGCGUCCUGGACGAAUCCCCGGCGUGCGGAACCGCGGAACCCGCGGAGUACCUCCGAGCGAUGAUGGCGUCGUUUGCGAGUGGCGCCUUCGUUCGUCGGGGCCCCUCGGAUAUCGACGCCAAAGAUUUGCAAACCAAGUACGCUCUGGCGCUCGUUAACGCCGCCAGGGACCCUAACGUCGCCAGCGGCGCGCACCGGGACCACGCCACGGAGCUUCAUAACUUCUUGAGCUCAUACUCGGACGGCCCGUGCGACGCCGCGGUCGUCGCGAGGGCGAUCGACCCGCGGGGACUCACCGAAUCCGACGCCAGGGGCGAUUUACGCGGCUGUAAAAGUCUCGUCAGUCGGGACGGCGAAGCGCUCGGCGCGGAUCCGUGCACAAUCCGCGGGUUCGAGUCCCACCUGGUGCUGCUCCGCCGGCGGCUCGGCGACCACGCCGCGGCGAUUCGUCUCAUACUGGACGUUAUAACGCACGAGGGAGGCGUCGCCGGCGCGGAAGCCGCGGCGGAGAAGUACGUCGAGCGGUGUCAAUCCGGCAGGGCCGCGAGGAGAACCGUUCGGUUAUUGGGCGAAAUCGAUCACGGGAUCGCGGGCGGCGAAUCGCGAACGGGCACGUGGCGCGGCGACGGCGACGCGGACGUGACCGCCGCGCUGUUGAACGCGUACGUGAGGCGCUCGACGCCGCCGCGGUGGGCGCAGGCGGCGAGGGUGGUGUCCAACCCCAACGUCAGGGUCGACGUCGACGGCGCGCUCGCGAUGCUCCCGAUGCAUGGGGGUGCCGAGGGUGCCGAGGGCGUCGCGCUGUUCGAGAGGGCCGUGCGGCGCAGGGACGCGGCGAAUCGCGCGGCGGAGGCGGCGCGGAGGGAGGCGCGGGAGGCGGCGGAGGCGGAGGCGCGAUCGGGGUGA